This is a messenger RNA of Limanda limanda (common dab), 2193 nucleotides long. RefSeq names its product PAT1 homolog 2 (gene patl2). Gene Ontology annotation, molecular function: RNA binding. The transcript has 19 exons. NCBI's taxonomy places the organism in Eukaryota, Metazoa, Chordata, Actinopteri, Pleuronectiformes, Pleuronectidae. The record is from RefSeq and is a predicted model, not a curated record. Gene Ontology annotation, cellular component: P-body. Gene Ontology annotation, biological process: P-body assembly; deadenylation-dependent decapping of nuclear-transcribed mRNA.
AUGAGUGAUUCAGAACAGAAACCACAGGCCGAGGAGGUGACUGAGUCCCAGUGGCCUGAGAACGGAGCCGAGUGGAGCGAUGCAGAGGAGGAGACCCACAAGGACUGUGGUCUGCUGCAGGCCAUGGUCGAGGAGGACGAGGACAUCAACGUCCACAACGAGGAGACGUUUGGAGACGGUGUGUUCAGAUAUUUGUAAAGACUCGACUGUCUCGUAGAUCUCGACGCCUGUGAGACUCCAGAGGACCCGGGCGGCAGUCUCCUUUUUUUUGAAGAGCCGAUGCCGCCUCUGCCAUCCCGGCCCCCCCCGCCAUCGCCUCAACUACCGAUCCCCUGCCCUCCGAUUCACCCAAUCGCCCCCUCCCCUCCCAGACAGAAGACACAGGACCUGCCCCGGCCCCCCUCUCGGCAGUCCACCAGGGGCAGGGGAUACAGGGGCGGCCUGAACAGGGGACAGAUGUUUGAGGAUCCAGCUGUGAUGAGGACAGUGGAGGGACGACCCAAUGUCAAGACUCUUGACAGUGCCAUCGUGGACUGUGGGGACACCAUGUGCCAGGAGAUCAGUGAGGACGAUUGGAUGGCGUCGUCUUGCAGAAAAAACAGGCGGAUCUCGGGUUCGCUACUUCAGGACAGUGCUAUAGUUUGUGUGAUCGAUGGUCACAGAGGCGGAGGUCAGCACCAGACCGCCGACCUCCUGGAUUUGCCACAUGCUGUCAGGAGAGGGGAACCCAGAAGUCCCUACUGCAGGAGGCAGUUUGGCGAAAGAGGCCCAGCGCAGAUGCAUUCCCCACUGUUGCCAGGGUCGCCCAUCUUCUCACGUCAACCUCUGACCCCAUGGCAGCUUUACAAUAAGACGGGGAGGUUCAUGUUUCCUGACGGCCGCCCGUGUCCGUCCACUCCUCAGUCUCUGACUCCUAAGAUGAUGCAACUUCGCUUUGGUGCCAACUCCCCGAGACCGUCCCCCUUUUACAGCCCCUCGUCCAAUCCGGUGCAGCAUUUCAGGUACCCAGGUCCCGUCACUCAGCUCCACCCACAGCACACACGACUACUCAGUCAAAACCAACGUGGGUUCCAAAGAAAGAUGGACAGCGGCGAUCCUUUCUGUAAUCUCAUGACGAUCAAAGAGAAGGAGUGGAUCACCAGGCUGCAGAUGAUUCAGCUGCAAAGUGACAAUCCUUAUCUCGACGAUUAUUACUACCAGGAGUACUAUCGACGGAUAGAAGCUAAGACGGCCGAGGAGGAGCUCGGCAUCCGGAGCAAGAGGGAGCCGCCCAAGCUCACCACACCGUACAUCACCAAGACGGAAUCCUACGCACCAGUUGUGCACAUCGAAGGCUCUUUGGGUCAAGUGGCUGUCUCCACGUGUUACUCCCCCCGUCGAGCCAUCAGUGCAGUUAAUGCCGUCCAAGCUCAGGGUCCGCUGGAGGAGCAAAAAGACAUCAGACAGCAGCGGUUAGAGGUCCUCAGCAAAAUCGAGAAGAUGUUCGUGGCUCUGUUAGAGGUGGAGGAGACGGACAGAGUGAAAACCCCCAUCCUGUCUGAAGCAGAGGAAAGACUGCUGGUGGGGAGAACCCAGUUCAAGGUGCAGCACAUCUACUCCCAGCUGCAGAACCACUACCCUGCAGAUUCAGGAGGAGAGUUUCUUCCAAUCCUGCACGUCUCAAAAGGCAAAAAGCUUCUCUCCCGUCUGAUUCCGUUCCUGAAACACGAUCCUGCCCUGAAGAUCUUGUGUAUCGUGACGUCCAACCUGCCAUCGCUGAUGAGCAAAGAUACAGAAGAGACUCUGCCAGUUCUUUACCCUGCCCUUCAAAAUGUGAUCGGAUGUCUGACGUUCAGUCAGCUCAUUCUAGUCCUGAAGGAUCUGACGUCCUCGGAGGCUCUGUCCACAUGCGAGUGUCUCACGCUGGCCUGUCAGAACAAGUUCGGACUGUCGCUGCUGUACGCUCUCCUCUCCCAAGGGGAGAAGCUGCUGUCCUCAGAUGUUCCUCUGAAGCCCAGCAUCGGGGACUUUGAGACCUGGACCGACACAAUAUUCCAGGUGGCGGGGCAGCUGUCCCAGUGUUCGCUGGUGGAGCCGCUCUUUCUGCCCUCCAACCUGCUCACUCUCUUCUGCCGCUACCUGGACAAGCGCACCGUGCAUCAGCUGAAAAGCAACUUGGAGUCUGUGACUGGAUUCCUGGCUCUUCCGUCGUAA